AUGGAUGCCGAAACGGUAAAGCAAGCGGGCAUUCCCCCCGAGUACCUCCAUCAACUGUCCAAUGGAUCUUACGUUCACCGCGGGAUGUUUAACACCUUUGGUCCCAAUGCGAACUGCACUAUAGAUCUCUGUUCUAUCGAAUGGUCUUUGUUCAGAUACCGGCCAAGUCUCCCCGCCAAUUCCAUUUUUCUCGCUCUGUUUGGCCUUGCCUUGCUCGUUCACAUAUACCUCGGAAUCCGUUGGCGUACUUGGGGGUUUCUAACUUUCAUGGCCUUGGGUUGUUCGAUGGUUAUGCUCGGUUACGGUGGGCGUAUCAUGCUUUGGGUCAACCCUUGGUCCUUCGCGGGCUUCAUGCUGCAAAUUAUUCUUGUCGGUAGCGGCCCUGUUUGGUUUUCGGCUGCCAUCUAUGUGACCCUUUCGCGAGCUAUUCGGUUUCUUUCUCCAGAAAUCGCUCGUCUGCCUCCCAAAGUCUUCUACUGGCUGUUCAUUUGCUCCGACUUUAUCUGUCUGAUUCUUCAGGCCAUUGGAGGUGCACUUUCGACAACAUCAAAAGGAGUCUCUCAGGUGGGAGUUGAUCUCGCGAGGGCUGGGCUCAUCAUUCAAGUCGUUAUUCUCAUCGUCUUCUGUGGUUUUUUUGCGGACCAUCUGAUUCGAUUUCACAUGCUACGCAAGUCUAAGCCCGAUGAACUCAAGACACCUUUUGGCAUUCGCCAGAAAGUAUUUUUCGGGGGCCUUGCAUCGGCCGUGGUUUUGAUCUUGGCGCGAUGCGCAUACCGUGUGGAGGAACUCAGCGAAGGAUACAGCAACUCGUCCAAGCUGGCAGAUGAGGGCCUGUUUAUUGGCCUUGAAGGAGUACUCAUCAUUGUGGCUGUAAUUUGCCUCUUCUUCGGACACCCUGGCCUUGGCUUUGGAGACCUCGAGGAUAGGACAAAGCACAUAGAGCUGAGCAGCCUAGAAAGGUGA
Molecule: messenger RNA, 963 nt
Organism: Clonostachys byssicola
Lineage: Eukaryota; Fungi; Ascomycota; Sordariomycetes; Hypocreales; Bionectriaceae
Source: the annotation of a GenBank genome assembly